CACUUUAACGGCAUUUUGAAGCCGAAAUGUCGAUUAAAAAAGAUACUGACAUUGUUUCAAACAAAUAUGCAUACAGGAACACAAUCCACGAAUCUCAGCCGAUUUCACCACCAUAUGGCAAGAACAAAUAUUUGCCUAAAUUAGAGAAUAUGUGGACUACCACUACUACAUCCGAAGGUACCACGUCAAUAGACCUCGAUCCAAUACUAUCCCGGCACAUGCACGAAAGCUAUCGUCAUUUUGCAACGACCGCUGAAUUGCCUCUAAAUCACAUAUCGCACAGGACUCAAGUGGAUCCUCCGAAUCACACGGAUAUGCGAUUGCACGAGCAUCAGCUGACGGCACAUCAUGCUUAUCCACAUCAGAAUUAUAUCUCCCAACAGCAACACCAAUUAUACCGUCAACAACAUCGAUAUUUGCACACUCAUAAUCACCAUCUUUUGUCAUAUGCAGCGCAACAAUUAGAUGUCAACAGCAGCAGCGGUGGUACACAAACACCUGGGAUCGUACCUUUUAUGCCUAGUCAAGAGAACUUUCUAAAUAACCCCGAUAAACGGUGCUUUAAUCCCUUGAAAAAUGGUAAGAAGAACCUUGAGGUACAUACAACAUCGCACAUAUCUGCAAAAGGUGAAAAUCAAUAUAUUUCAUUUGUGGAUUCUGAAGCACUACGACCAAAGGGGACACAAAUAAAAUACAUGUCGGAAGAAGCAAAUACUGAAAAGAACACAAGUUCUGUACUUGGUGACGAGAACACAUGUGAACAGAGAACCGAAUGUGAAGGUGAACAAAACAAUAACCCAAUUUUAUCAAACGAUGGCCCAAAGGUAAAAGGCUAAAGUUCUCGGAAAUAAUGUAGAAAAAAUAUACACUUUCUAUUGGACCAAUCACACUUAAUGGGUUACUCACUUUGAAUAAUAUCUCCGAAUUUAUAUCCAAACACACGCGCUCGUCUCGUUGUUAUAUAAAUUCAAUUUAAGACAAGAAGAAGAGAACUUUGUACGGU
Molecule: messenger RNA, 1003 nt
Organism: Anastrepha obliqua
Lineage: Eukaryota; Metazoa; Arthropoda; Insecta; Diptera; Tephritidae
Exons: 3
Coding region: 27-836 (269 amino acids)
Source: RefSeq, a predicted model, not a curated record